CACAGUGAGAGAGACACAGAGAUCAGACGAGCAUCAUAAAAUAAAACAUCAAUAAAACAGGAGAAGAAUAGUGCAGAUAUUUCGCGCUUAUUUCGCACAGUUUGUGAUUUAUUGUGAGGUUUCUGAUGGAUCUGGUGCAGUUUUAUCAUCCGGAAUCUUUCUCCUUCUCUUCUGAACCGAGCAACUUUCUGAACAUGAUGCCAAUCAACACCCACUGCCCCGCCUACAUCAAGGCAGAACCAUCAAGCCCCGCCUCCCUGCCAGACAGUCUGACCCAGCACAGUCCAGGCGCAUCAUCGGAUGCUGGAAGCAGCUAUAGUUCUGAAUGUAAAGAGAUUCAAACAGGACUGGACUCCCCAGUGUUGCGCCCCCCUGCGCCCUGCAGGCACCUGGAGGAAUCACAGGUGAAGAGGGACUACAGGUUGAGUCCGGGCACCAAACGCCUGUGUCUGGUGUGUGGAGAUGUUGCAUCUGGAUUUCACUAUGGCGUGGCUUCCUGUGAGGCCUGCAAAGCUUUCUUUAAACGUACCAUUCAAGGUAAUAUAGAGUACAGUUGUUCGGUCAGCAGGGAUUGUGAGAUCACUAAGAGACGGCGGAAAUCUUGUCAGGCCUGUCGCUUCACUAAGUGUCUGUCUGUGGGGAUGCUGCGAGAAGGUGUGCGUUUGGACAGGGUGAGAGGAGGACGACAGAAAUACAAGAGGCCCAACUCGAAUUCCAGCGUUUACCUCAGUGUACAUCUACCUCAAAAUAAACAAUUGCCCCAGAGCAGUCAGGAUGAGAAUAAGGUGGUGGCACUCUUGUUGGGGGCGGAGCCAGAAAGGGUGUGUGCUAUGCCUGACCCCGCCCUCCCAGACAGUGACAUCAAAGUAUUAACGACACUGUGUGACCUCGCUGACAGGGAACUGAUGCUGAACAUCAGCUGGGCCAAACACAUACCAGGUUUCUCCAGUCUCUGUCUCUCAGACCAGAUGAGUUUACUGCAGAGCGCAUGGAUGGAGGUCCUCAUCCUCCGCGUGGCGUUUCGCUCACUGCCCUGUGAGGACAGGCUGGUGUUUGCGGAGGAUUAUAUCAUGGAUGCUGAACAGGCCAAAUCAGCGGGACUACUGGAGCUCCACGUGGCCAUUUUACAGCUGGUGCGCAGGUACAGAUCCAUGAGACUGGAGCGAGAAGAGUUUGUCACCUUGAAGGCCAUCGCUCUUGCCAACUCAGACUCCAUGCAUAUAGAAGAUGUGGAGGCGGUUCAGGUUUUGCAGGACUCUCUCCAUGAAGCCCUACUGGAUUAUGAACGAGUCCAGCACAGGGAAGAUCCUCGACGGGCAGGGAAACUCAUCAUGACCCUUCCGCUCCUCCGUCAGACCUCCGCCAAAGCCGUGCGUCAUUUCUGCACCAUAAAACAGGACGGUCGCGUCCCAAUGCACAAACUUUUCCUGGAACUUCUAGAGGCCAAUGCCUGAUCUCUGUUCCCAUUGGAUCAUCAAACAAAGGUGACUCCACCCCCAUACUCAUUUAGGAAGGACAAUUGUUUGUGAAACCACGGGCAAUGAUGAAAUAUAACAGUACAUACAAAAAAUCCUAAGUGUGUACAAGGAAUCUUGUAUAUUGUGUAGGAGUGUUGAUGAAGGUUUCAGUGAUCGAAUGGAGGAACUACUGUACAUCUGACACUUGAAGGCUUUUUUCUGUUUUGUUGUUUUCAUCCAGGAUAAACAGCUUUUAAUUUGCUGAUAAAUUUAGGACACACUGUUUCGUCAAAGAAAAACUGCACUUCUGAAACAAACAUGAAGGAAAACAACAGUGUUAUACACACCGCUUUAAAGAUGCAAUGUGUAAAUUUGAGCAGGAUCUCUUGACAGAAAUGCAAUAUAAUAUACAUAACUAUAUUAUCAGUGGUGUAUAAAGAUCGUACAACAUUUUUAUAACUUUAGAAUGAGCCGUUUUUAUCUACAUACAACAUGGGUCCCUUUACAUGGAAGUCGCCAUUUUGUGGCGUCAUACCCUAAACGGACAAACUGUUCUAUAUAGCGCGUUUCAUCACUACGUCACCUCACACGAUGACAUGUUUGUCAUGUGGCGGCUACCGUAGCUUCUCUAUGCAUUUUUUAAAGGGAGGGGUGAUGUCUCACCGCUAGAUGUCGCUAAAAAAACUUCACAGUGGACCUUUAAGUUUAAAUGUAGGUGUAGUCUAAAUUAAAUUAUAUUAUAAUGUAUAUGUAUUGGUUAGGAAAGUGGUCAAAAGAAACGUUGUAUAUCAAAUAUCAUUUCCAGAAAGAAAAUAUCAAAAAGUACACUUCUGAUUUAAAAAUGAAUGCAUUUUAUCAAUUGUAUCAUUACCUGAUUGGUGAUUAUUAUCCAUUAUUGUUAUUUUACAUGUAUAGAAAGGAUUUGUUUUAUCGGUCAAAUUGUGUGUGUAUUUAUGAAUCAUAUCCAAAUCACUGGAUGUGUUGUUUUUAUGAAAUAGAUCGAACUUAAACUGAGCUGAAAAACUUUAAGCUGAUAACCGGCCUUCUUUGAUCCAAUUGUGUUUUACCACAUAUACCUUUCAGCACUUGACAAAAUAAGCCAUACCAAUAUAUAUGUUUUUAACAACAAAUAAAUAUGUGAAUACUGUAUGA
Paramisgurnus dabryanus is the source of this 2609-nucleotide messenger RNA. RefSeq names its product estrogen-related receptor gamma b (gene esrrgb). Gene Ontology annotation, biological process: regulation of DNA-templated transcription. Lineage: Eukaryota; Metazoa; Chordata; Actinopteri; Cypriniformes; Cobitidae. The record is from RefSeq and is a predicted model, not a curated record. Gene Ontology annotation, molecular function: steroid binding; zinc ion binding; sequence-specific DNA binding. Gene Ontology annotation, cellular component: nucleus.